CGUGACUCGCUCGAGAUUUGAAGUUUGGGUCAAAACUUCACUAAAGCAGAAACUGAAUGAAAGCGACGCCGAUAGCGAUGCCCUGUUAGAAAACCCCUGGAGUCUGCAAGAUCUCUUCGUUUCUCUUUUAAACGCAUUCAUAGAGCAGAUCAUGAUGUCCGAUGCCAGUGAGAUGUUGGCUGCUGCCUUGGAGCAAAUGGACGGGAUCAUAGCAGGCUCCAAGGCCAUGGAUUACUCCAACGGCCUGUUUGAUUGCCAGUCCCCUACAUCUCCUGGGUUUCUGGGUGGUCUUCGGGUGCUGCACCUCCUGGAGGAUCUGCGGGCAGCACUGGAGCUCAUGGACAACGAGGAGCGGAACAACCUGCGCUGUCAGAUCCCAGACUCCACCGCUGAGGGGCUGGCUGAGUGGCUACAUGGGCGAAUGACCAAUGGACACAGCUCUGAGGCAGUCUACCAAGAGCGCCUGUCACGCCUGGAGAGUGACAAAGAAUGUCUCAUACUGCAGGUUAGUGUUUUAACAGACCAAGUAGAAGUUCAAGGUGAAAAGAUUCGAGAUCUGGACUCUUGCCUUGAACAACACCGUGAGAAGUUAAAUGCUACCGAGGAACUGCUGCAGCAGGAGCUUUUAAACAGGUCAGCGCUGGAAACUCAGAAGCUGGAGCUGAUGACAGAAGUGUCCAGUCUGAAGCUGAAACUUUCUGCAGUAGAGCGGGACCACAGAGACAGUGAGGGCUUGUACCAGGAAGUAACUGACCUACGAUUCAGGGUGACGGAUACAGAGAACGAAAGACUUCUGUGUGAGAAGAAACUCAGAGCUACUAAAGAUGAAAUGCUGCUCCUACAGACGCAGUUGGAUGAACAAGAGUUGGAGCUUACGAGACUGAAGGAUGAGGGCAGACUGAGAGCAGACAGCUGCAGCAGAGCAGAGGGAGGAGAGAGAGAUACAGAAAUGUUGAAGAUGAGGAGGAUUUUGGAGUCAUUGACAUCUGCCAAUGAUGAGAAGGAACAAAGAAUAAAACAACUUGAGGAGUCCCUUACAAAGUGCAAGAAAGUUCAAGAGAUAGACAAAGAGCGAUUUAGGGAAGAUGACUAUGCUGAUAUCCAAGAGGAUUCGUCAUAUCCAGUGUCCAUGGAGGUGGAUCAGGUCAUGGUGGAGACAGGAAGGAGCUCUGGAGAGUCUAUUCCAUGUAUAGCAGUUCUUUCUGAAAUGAAUGAAAUGGACAGGGAGCUACAAUUAAAGGCAACACAAAGUCUCGCUGAAGGCCCAGGGAUCUCACAAGAGGAAAGCAAAAAUAUACAGAUAAAAAAUAAUGAACGUACUAAAUCAAGUUCUGAAAGCUUUGGUAAUAAGAGGGUUCGUGCAUCUUUUGGUCGAGGAUUUUUCAAGCUGCGUGGGGGAAAACAUGGUGGUAGCACCUCAACUCUGGAAGUCGAACAUAAAGGCACAGAUCAUCUAGACUUGGCAGGGGUCAGCCCACAAAAAUCUGAAAAACCUUCAUCAACGUCAUCAGAAAUGAAAAAAAAGCCAAAGGGUUUAAUGAAACUUUUUGGCAGACUAAAGAGAAGUCACUCCACAUCUUUUAACCUUGAUGAAGCCGAGAUGGAAUUCCAGAGAGGAGGAGUCAGAGCAACAGCUGGCCCUCGACUCGGAUGGUCACGUGAACCAAAACACCAAGCUGUAAGUGUCCCUUUCUCACAGUGGAGUAAGGAGGAGGUCUGUGCAUGGUUGCAUGAACAGGGCCUGGGACUGUAUGCUGCUCAAGGCCAGACCUGGAUAAAGUCUGGACAAACUCUUUUGCAUGCUUCACAACAUGAUCUGGAAAAGGAGCUGGGCCUUAGACAGCCUCUCCACAGGAAGAAGCUGCAGUUGGCCCUGCAGGCUCUGGGAUUAGAGGAGGACGACCUUCAGGGCAGACUGGACCACCACUGGGUGACCAGAUGGCUGGAUGACAUCGGCCUCCCACAGUACAAGAGUAACUUUGAUGAGGCCCGUGUUGAUGGACGUAUGCUGCACUACAUGACUGUGGAAGACCUCCUGUCUCUGAAAGUGGGCAGUGUUCUUCAUCACCUGAGCAUUAAAAGAGCCAUUCAAGUCCUUCGACUCAACUCGUUUGAACCCAGCUGCCUCAGACGCAGGCCCUCUGAUGAGAAUAAUAUCACACCAGCUGAAAUCUCUCAGUGGACAAAUCACAGAGUGAUGGAGUGGCUCAGAUCUGUGGAUCUGGCAGAGUAUGCUCCAAACCUCAGGGGGAGUGGGGUUCAUGGUGGUCUCAUGGUGUUGGAGCCUCGCUUUAACGUAGAAUCUCUAGCUCUUCUGCUUAAUAUUCCUCCAAAUAAGACCCUGCUGAGGCGCCACCUGGCAACACAUUUCCACCUGCUCAUCGGCUCUGAGGCACAGCGGCUCAAACAGGACUGUCUGGAAAACCCAGACUACACUGUCCUGACGGCCACUGCCAAGGUUAAGCCGAGGCGUUUGUCAUUCGGUACCUUUGGCUCUUUGAGAAGGAAACGCCCGGAUGAUGCUGAUGAAUUUGUCUGCCCUAUGAAUGUGGAAAUGCCCAAGAACAGCAGCUUCCAGAGGGGGGCCCGGGUGUACAAGGACCACCUGGACCACCUAGAACAGAUGGAGGACUCUGAGGGGACUGUAAGACAGAUUGAAGUAUUUUCAGAAGGAAUAAACAAUUUGACAAGCAUGUUGAAGGAGGACGAGUUUUUCCGGGAGGUGACUGUGUGUCCUGAAGAUACAACACCAGAGACAGAAAACUCUUAAUGUGCAAUGUGGUGAAUUAUAAACUUGAGAGGAGAGGUAAUUGUGCCAACACCAACUGUGAGCUGAUCCUGUCCAAACAUUUGUACACACUUUUACUCUGAUCAUUCUGGUUUGUCUCAUUUUAGGAGUUGUAUAGCAGUUAUUAUCUAUAUUUAAAUUCGCGUUUCAUUUGUGGUACUAAG
Molecule: messenger RNA, 2952 nt
Organism: Periophthalmus magnuspinnatus
Lineage: Eukaryota; Metazoa; Chordata; Actinopteri; Gobiiformes; Gobiidae
Product: liprin-beta-1-like
Exons: 25
Coding region: 152-2770 (872 amino acids)
Biological process (GO): neuromuscular junction development
Cellular component (GO): presynaptic active zone
Molecular function (GO): protein binding
Source: RefSeq, a predicted model, not a curated record